AUGAUGAUGUCGGACGACGACGACGACACUGAACCCCAGCUCAACGCGGUGGAGAGCUACUACUUCGUUGACCCCACGGACGAGAACGAGCCUGUCUGCUUCUGCACCCUGCCUUUCCGGUUCGGGGACACUGAUGAUCUUCCUGGCUGCAAGAAGAGGCUGGUGCUGCGCGGGACUGGUGACCCGGGCGUCAAGGUGUACAAUGAGGUGGUGGCCUGGAGACUGGUGCUCGAGGGGAAGCAACCCCAGUUGGCGGUGCUCACAGCAGAAGGUAGACAUUGGGUACGUCUCAUUAGGCCCUUGAAAAGCUACGAGGAGAUGAUCAGGACUGUGCUGAUCACGGCGCAGAUGCUGCAUUUUCUCAGGAGGAAGCCUCAUGAGCCAGAGAAAACCUUGUGGAACCACCUUUGCAAAGUUUUUAACAAGUUUGAUGUCAGACCCUCAGAGGACGAUUUCAGGAACCACCGCUCACUGAUGAAGCAGUUCGCGGCAAAAGAUCCUAUCUUAGCAAAAUCAGAGAUUUUGCAAGUAUUUCUUGAAGGAAGAUCUAGAAAAAAAUUCGCUGAGGUUGGUGCAGACCAUAUCGAUGUCAAGCAGCCGUUCAUCACUGAUGAUGAGGACAUAGAUGAGAUGAUUGUGGAAGAUGCUGAUAAUGAAUCUGAUGAAGAAGAGGAUGAAGAUUUGUUUGAUUCAAUAUGUGCCAUUUGUGACAAUGGAGGAGACAUAUUAUGCUGUGAUGGCCCAUGUAUGCGCUCUUUCCAUGCAAAAGAAGGAAGUGGUGAAGACUCCUACUGUGAUACCCUUGGAUACACUGAGGCAGAAGUUGAGGCAAUGAAAUUAUUUCUGUGCAAGAACUGUGAAUAUAAGCAACACCAGUGUUUCAUCUGCGGAGUGUUGGAACCUUCAGAUGGAGCAGCAGCUAAGGUAUUUUUAUGUAACAAUGCUACAUGUGGGCACUUUUACCACCCGAAAUGUGUUGCCCAGCAACUUCACCCUAACAACAUUGAUGAAGCCUCAGAAUUGGAGAAGAAGAUAACAGAAGGGUUUUCAUUUACGUGCCCAAUUCACUGGUGCUUUCAUUGCAAAGGUUUGGAGGAUAGAACACAAGGGCCUUUGCAAUUUGCUGUUUGCAGACGCUGUCCGAAGUCAUAUCACAGAAAGUGUUUACCAAGAGAAAUUUUCUUUGAUGAAAUUGAAGAGGAGGGCGUCAUCAUACGGGCUUGGGAAUUAUCGAAAAGAAUUUUGAUAUACUGCCUGGACCAUGAGAUUGAUAGUGACAUUGAGACACCUGUCAGAGAUCAUAUAAAGUUUCCAAAGAUUGAAAAACCACUUCAAUUUGUAAAGGGUGCUAACUUGUUGCGUAAGAAGAAAAAGAGGACUUACAGUGAGACAGUUCUUGAGCAACCGCCAAAAGAUACUGUGAAGAUGAAAAGCAAGAUUCGCAUGCAAGAAAGAGAACAAAACAAACAAAACACCAGAGAAGUUUCUGCGAAGAGUUUCACUGAAAACCCUGUUGACAGACCUGUAAAGAAAAAAGCCAAGUUGAAAGAGAAAAUACAGUUGCCAUAUGUGGCCAAGGAUCAUUCUGUAAGCAGUCCAAAAUCUGUGAAAGAGCAAGAACAAGAGUUACCUUCUUUGCCCUUAUCUGCCACUAGGAAGACUCCCCCGAGUUUAUUUCCUAUAGUGGACAGUGAAACUGAAAAGAGAGUGAUUACCAUAUUGAGAAAUAAAGUCUCUUCGUUGACAAUAAAAGAUGUUACAAGGAACUGCAGUUUGCCAUCAACUCAUGUAUACUCUGGCAGACUGACUGACAAGAUACCACAGGGAAAACUUGAGCGUUCUGUUCAGGCUGUAGAAGCAGCUUUAAAAAAGCUGGAAAAUGGAGGUAGUGUCAAUGAUGCUAAAGCAGUAUGUGAACCUGACGUUUUGAGACAGCUUGCAAGGUGGCAUAGUAAACUCAGAGUAUAUAUAUCUCCUUUUAUUCAUGGCACAAGGUACAGUUCUUUUGGUCGACAUUUUACAAAGGUGGAGAAACUUGUUGAGAUUGUUGAUAGACUUCACUGGUAUGUGGAACCUGGUGACACGAUAGUAGAUUUCUGCUGUGGGGCAAAUGAUUUUAGCCGGCUUAUGAAAGAAAAACUUGACAAAGAUCAGAAAAAGUGCAAUUUCAAGAAUUAUGAUCUUAUCCAACCACAGCAUCGCUUUUGCUUUGAAAAGAGGGACUGGAUGACUGUGCAGCCAAAUGAGCUGCCUCGUGGAUCCCAACUAAUUAUGGGGCUUAAUCCUCCUUUUGGAGUCAAAGCAAGUCUUGCAAACAAAUUUAUUGACAAAGCAUUGACAUUCAAGCCUAAGCUGAUUAUACUAAUUGUCCCUAAAGAAACUAAAAGGUUAGAUCAGAAGAGGACACCUUAUGAUUUGAUUUGGGAGGACAGUGAGGUUCUUGCUGGGAAGUCCUUCUAUUUGCCUGGUUCUGUGGAUCUUAAUGAUAAAACAGUUGAAGGGUGGAAUGCAUCUGCACCACCCCUCUAUUUGUGGAGUCAUCCUCAUUGGACAAAGAAGCACAUGCAAGUGGCUGAAGAGCGUGGUCACACUUGUAUGGGGAAGAUAGCUUGCCAUGUUGAAGAGAAUAAUCUUUCAGAUGAUCUGCCCGUGAGGAAACAAUCUGAGGCUACAAAAAAAUGGAACUCCAGAUCAGGGAAAGAGACUACAUGCAAUGACAGAAAGGCCAAUCUACUUGAUGGUCCUACUAAGAAGCAAGCAAGAUCUGAAGAAGAGAAGGAAACUCUAGGGAAGAUAGAACACCAUGUGAAAGAGGCUAAUAUACCAGAUAACCUCCCAGUGAAGAAACAAGCUGAAGCUUCCAGCAAAGUCAUAUCUCAUUCGGGAAAAGAUAGAGAGAAUGGCAGGUACAACAGCAGGAGAUAUGAUAACAGGAGUAGGAAGUGGACACCUGAUCACGUAGAGAGCCUCCCCCCUGAAAAGCAAGUGGAAGUUGCAUAUGUAGAAACAAAAGUUAUUAUUCCUAGCAAAAAGAUCACUCAUAAAGAACAAAGAGGUGCUUGCCGUGAAAAUAGAAGUUCUUGUGUGGAGGAAACUAAGAGCGCUCGGUACAACUACGAGAAAAUUGCAGCAGCGAUGUCGAACAUGAGGUCCAGAGAGGGAGGGGAUUCUGACAUGAGUAUCUCACCCCCAGUCAGUAGCAAUGCUCGAAGCAAAUCCAUGAGCUAUUCCCCCUCGAGACCAAUUGAACACUUUGAUACGACAGCUCACCCGGAUAAAUACAUUGACUCUGUGCUCAAUAGAGCUGCUCAUCAGGACAGUUGUUUGGCAUUUAACAGGAAAUAUGAUCCUAUCUUUACUGACAUUGAUGAUAGCUCAAGGAUGAGGGGUUUCAGCAUCGAAGAAGUGACCAAGCCGUAUAUUACUGCUCCAACCAGUGAUCCGUACCGCUUACAGUCUAGAGGAGAUGGCAGCUUCUACAGGCAUCCGAGCUCAGAGGAUUUAAACAUCAAUGCUGAUGUGCAUAUGCAAGGAUACAGUGCAAGAUAUGGACAAAAUGGUGGUGACAGUUACCCACAAGCUCGUACGGUUCCACUAGCAACAGACUCGCAAACACAUCAAAGAAUGCAUAGUGGAACAAGUGCUGAUAAUUACCUGUCGACAGGAUACUCCCUUGGAUCUUCAGGUGCUCGCUUUAGCCAACCAGCUUCAACUGUUCCCUGUUUUGGGCUCCCAGGUGCAAGUUCACAACGAGGCUCAAGCUCAGUAAUGGACAAGUAUUCUUAUGGGCUCUCGGGUCCGACUGUACCACAGAGCUCAGUCAUUGACAGAUAUGCUGCAUCCCUCGAUGGAACGAGCUCCUUGCCUGAACAGUACCCGUUCAGACAAUCUGGCUCUUCCCGUGGCGGGUGGCCUAAUAUCUGA
Molecule: messenger RNA, 3924 nt
Organism: Miscanthus lutarioriparius
Lineage: Eukaryota; Viridiplantae; Streptophyta; Magnoliopsida; Poales; Poaceae
Source: the annotation of a GenBank genome assembly